Messenger RNA from Cynoglossus semilaevis (tongue sole), 946 nucleotides. RefSeq lists its product as uncharacterized. Lineage: Eukaryota; Metazoa; Chordata; Actinopteri; Pleuronectiformes; Cynoglossidae. The coding region runs from base 214 to 870 and encodes 218 amino acids. The transcript is spliced from 7 exons. The record is from RefSeq and is a predicted model, not a curated record.
GCAUCAGCACAAUCAGGUUGUUUUGUUGAUGGAGGGUUGUCCACCAUGUAGGAGGAGGGCGUGAACGCAGAGCAGCCUGAUGACAAGUCACUUCCUGCGAAAGGACAAUAAAAAGACACGGCUCACGGUCGGAGUCCAAUAGAGCCAGCAGACCCGUGACAACCUGAACUGACUCGGAACCUCACUGGGAGCUUCAGGGAUCACCAGCUCAGAAUGAGGCUGUUUCUGCUCAUCGUGGGCCUGCUGCACCAGAGCCAGGCGGCACCCAGACCAGGUGAACCUGACGUGGACGUCCACAUGUUUUUCCAGGAGCAGAUGGAAGCUGUCACACCUUCUGCCAUUGCUGCCAUUGAACAGACUGACUCCUCCUCCUCCUCAUCGUCAUCCACCACAUCAGAAUCAUCUGAGUCCAGCCAGAGUUCUGAGGGGACUCAACAAAUCAGAGAACGACUGAUCCAGGAAAACAUGGCCAUGGAACUGAUGGAUUCAUCCCAGGAGUCUCCCAGUGACAACUCCACUGGACAGUGGGUGGACGAACCUAAUUUGCUGAUGGAGGGGACGCACCACAGACAGAGUGAUGGCGGAGAAAACAGCGAAGACGUCGAACACCAGGCCCUGUUGCUGAACCUUCACCAGCUCCUGGGUAAACAGCACAGCGAAGCGGUCGAGAGUACAAUCAGAGAAGAGGGCGGAGACACGACUAAUGUUAACCAGGACUUGCUGAAUGAAGAAGGCCAGGCUAAUACAGGUGCCCAGGUUCUCCAUGAGCUGCACGGCAGCACAGAGCGAGAACAUGAGCUGACCUUCGACGAGCUGGACCACUACCACGGGUAUCAUGGAGAUGAGGCGGACAUAGAACUGAGUCUGUAAGAGGCCACGCCCCUCACCCAAAACAUAUCUGACAAUCAAGAAACAAAUUAAUAUUUGAUCGUAUUCACAUUUAAAC